This is a messenger RNA of Nerophis lumbriciformis (worm pipefish), 2172 nucleotides long. Lineage: Eukaryota; Metazoa; Chordata; Actinopteri; Syngnathiformes; Syngnathidae. The record is from RefSeq and is a predicted model, not a curated record.
AUGCGAUCCUUAAAGCACCUGAAGCCUCACAGGAGGAGUGUGGAGGAGGCGAGCCGGCGCCUGGGUAGAUGUGAUCCCAAGGUAAUGGCCAGGCUGGUGGACACAGGCACACAAACAGAUCCAGUAGUUGUGCUGUCCUUGGCCCAGGCCGCCGUGCUAGGUCUCAUUUCCCAGAAUGAAGUCUUUGGCGCAACCAUCGCACCCAACGGCUUCUACACCGGUGAGCCUAAAGAGUCACCCGCGCCACAAGUAGACGGAGUGGACUACGAGUACGCGGACCAGCUUAUUGGCGCCAACGGAGAUUACCUCGGGGACAAUUUGGCGGAAGACGGACAGAUGCAACCCAGCUGUAGUCAGAGAAGAUGGCAGCAGGGGCCUCCUCAGCACCCUGACGUGAAAAUGGUGGUCCCUGAACGCCAUGUCCUCCAAGGCGGUGAUGGGACAGUCGCUCACAUUAAAGGGGAAGUCGUGAACUCUGUCAUGACCUCAUGUGUCCACAUGCUUAACAAUAUGGCUCCCAGGGGGGGUUUAGUUCAAGUGGAUCCGGCGACCCUGAGAGGAACCAACAAGAACUGUUCGGAGUGUGAGCGGGAGGCCUCUAACCACCAGCAGAAUGCCGCUACCCACGUCCACGCUCCGCCUCCCACCCAGGUGGUUCACCGAGGAGGGGAGCACAGAGGAUUGCAGGGCCAGCGACCUCUAGGGCCCCACGGCCGAGGUGUCCGUGAGGGUGAGGAGGAGGUAGAUCACCAGGGCAAUAACAUGAUGAAGCCCAACCAGCAAGAUGAAGCCAUCAGCAGUUACUUCCAGACCAGUGAAGUGGGCAGCUAUGAUUCGGGGGAAAUGUCCAUGGGGAAUGAGUAUGAAGAUGGCAGCCAGAACAUGAUGUGGACGGAUGGAAGCGGCGCCGGGGGUGGAGGUGGGCAGCACCAGCAACCUCAGCCUCCGCAGCCCCCUCGUCGACACGGCGGCCGCAGAGUGGACCGCUUAGACAUCAACAUCCAAAUUGACGAAUCGUACUGCGUAGACGUGGGCGACGGCCUGAAGCGCUGGAAAUGCCGCAUGUGCGACAAGUCGUACACGUCCAAGUACAACCUGGUCACGCACAUCCUGGGCCAUAACGGCAUCAAACCGCACGCGUGCCCUCACUGCGGCAAGCUCUUUAAGCAGCCCAGCCACCUCCAGACCCACCUGUUGACCCACCAGGGCACGCGACCACACAAGUGCACCGUGUGCAAAAAAGGCUUCACACAGACCAGCCACCUGAAGCGCCACAUGCUGCAACACACCGACGUCAAGCCGUACAGCUGCCGCUUUUGUCGCCGCGGCUUUGCCUACCCCAGCGAGUUGCGGGCACACGAAGUCAAGCACGAGCGUGGCCGCUGUCACGUGUGCUCUCAGUGCGGCCUGGAGUUCCCCACCUAUGCCCACCUCAAACGCCACCAGACCAGCCACCAAGGGCCUCACACCUUCCAGUGCACAGAGUGCAACAAGUCUUUCGCCUACCGCAGUCAGCUUCAGAACCACCUUCUGAAGCACCAGAGUCCCAGACCUUACACCUGCUCCCAGUGCGGCUUGGAGUUUGUGCAGCUGCACCACCUACGCCAGCACUCGCUCACCCAUAAGGGCAUGAAAGGCCACAAGUGCGAAGUGUGCUCGCGCGAAUUUACACUAUCAGCCAACCUCAAGAGACAUAUGCUGAUCCACAACAGCGUUCGGCCCUUCCAGUGUCACGUGUGCUUCAAGAGCUUCAUCCAGAAGCAGACACUCAAAACGCACAUGAUCGUCCACCUGCCUGUGAAGCCCUUCAAAUGCAAGGUGUGUGGUAAGUCUUUCAACAGAAUGUACAACCUACUGGGUCACAUGCAUCUGCACGCUGGCAGUAAACCCUUCAAGUGUCCCUACUGCACCAGCAAGUUCAAUCUGAAGGGCAACCUAAGCAGGCACAUGAAGGUCAAACAUGGCAUGGAUGUGUCACCUGAAGGACAAGAAGUACUACCUGAAAUGGAGAGCCAGCCAGAGUAUGAAAGCCAGAACUUCAGCUUCACGUCAGCCGACAACAUGGACAAUAACGGCUCGCAAAACCUCACCAAGCUGACCACUGCUAGCAUGGAUGACAUGGAGGAGUACUACAACUUUGGCAAGGACACGAGUACCUACACCACACCCUAA